CAGACCUCUUCUGAAAUCCUCAGAGCCACUUAAUUGCUGUGUGACCGAUGCAGUGCCCAUCUGUGCUCUGGGAAACGGGACAGCCUUUGGAGAGUCCAUUCUGGAUGCCACACCCCGCCAUUCGACCCUCGUUACUGGGGAGCAGCGAACUGCUCCGCAUCAAGCAGAAGGACUUCAAGGCACUAUGCAAGGUGCAUGUUGCUGUCCAAAUAAAGGACCACUCUUCACUGGAUGUCUGAGAACACUGAGAAAAAGAAAAAGAAGGACGUGUGCCCUACCAGGUCUUGCUGUCUCUAAGCUGAACCUGGUCACCUUUUUGAGCAAAAGGAAGAGCUGGGAUGUGAAGAAAAGGAGACAACAGUCAUACACUCAGGUUGCCCUGUCAGCGUUUCAAGGUCAACACCUUUUGCCUGUUGGUGCUGCGGGAAGAGGUGAAGAAGCUGUGCUGACGGUGUUGAAGGCAUAUUUUCAAGAUGCUGAUGUGGUGCCUCAACACGAUAUUGAUGAGAAAAGGACCCAGAGCAGGAGGAAGGAGAGUCGGAAAUGGCAGCGUCUCAGGACCCUCUAUACUGUUUUCAAUAGUGGCUGCACUGGAUUACAUUCCUAUGAACAAUGCAGCCCACCAAAACUGAAUCAAGACGAAAUAAAUAACUCAAACAGACUGAUCACUAGAGCUGAAAUAGAAUCUGUAAUAAUAAUAAGAAAAAACCUCCCUAUAAACAAAAGUCCAGGGCCAGAUGGCUUCACAGGCGAAUUCUACCAAAUAUACAAAGAAGAACUUAUAUGA
Balaenoptera acutorostrata (minke whale) is the source of this 787-nucleotide messenger RNA. RefSeq lists its product as uncharacterized. The transcript has 7 exons. The coding region runs from base 185 to 787 and encodes 200 amino acids. NCBI's taxonomy places the organism in Eukaryota, Metazoa, Chordata, Mammalia, Artiodactyla, Balaenopteridae. The record is from RefSeq and is a predicted model, not a curated record.